AUGCCUAACGUGAGACCGGAGAUGUGCCCACGCAUGGCAUCAAAGGUGAAUGAGCAUGAUGCUAAAGCUGAUGGGCACAGCAUCGGACUGUACGACGCAGCUCAAGUAAAGCGAAUCUUGACGGUCGGCGAUGGUAACUUUUCGUACUCGUUGGCGCUGGCCCGUGCGCUGGGUCCGGAUUCGGGUGUGCAGCUUGUAACAACGUCGCACGAGAGCAAGAAGUCGGUGGUCGAGACGUACCCGGAUGGAGAGAAGAUCCUUGAGGAACUGAAUGCAAUGUCUAACGUGACAAUUCAGCACGAGGUAGACGCUACGGAUGCUAAGCAGAUGAAGACGCUUGGCCAGUUUGACCGGGUUAUCUGGAACUUCCCUUGCGUCCGAGCACCGCGUGGAGAGGACGGACAGAACGAGGAGAUGGAAAUCAACAAGAAGCUACUCAAUGAUUUCUUCGCCCAUGUGGCGCAGAUUCUGACACCUACAGGUGAAGUGCACGUGACACACAAAACCAAGAAGCCGUUCGGUCAAUGGGGCAUCGAAAGUAUCGCCAAGGCCAACAAACUUCGUCACCAUCAGUCUGUCGUCUUCGAUCGCUGCUUGUACCCUGGAUACUCGAAUAAGAAGGUUCUUUCCAAGGGCUCGUUCCCGAUCUGGGACUCGCUGACUUUCAUCUUCGUGCCCGAAGACCGUGUGCAGCCCGAAGUUGACGCUGUCAAUUCUGAAGACGCGGAGGAAAACACUCCGAUUGAACCCGUUACAAUGGAUAUCCUCAAGAAGAUGUACCUGUUGCUGGCACCAUCGCUUGAUGAUAUGCUGGGCUCGAAGAAGAAGAAGAAAAAGGGAUUCAGGGGUCUGAACAGCAGUCAAAAGGACGUUAGCAUUAGCCUCAAGGGUAGCAAGGAAAAGAGCGGUGACAAAAGUAACAACAUCCACAAGGGCAACAGCAAGCGAAAGCUGCCCGCGUCGGGCAACUUGAAGGUAGGAAAGCGGAAAAAAAGCCGCAGAUCUUAA
Messenger RNA from Phytophthora infestans T30-4, 1008 nucleotides. RefSeq lists its product as uncharacterized. Gene Ontology annotation, cellular component: cytoplasm. The transcript has a single exon. The record is from RefSeq and is a predicted model, not a curated record. Lineage: Eukaryota; Oomycota; Peronosporomycetes; Peronosporales; Peronosporaceae. Gene Ontology annotation, biological process: rRNA base methylation. Gene Ontology annotation, molecular function: rRNA (uridine-N3-)-methyltransferase activity. Bases 1 to 1008 code for a protein of 335 amino acids.